AGGUUUUACUUAGACCCCUCCUCUUCUUCUGAGAGAUUUAUUGAGGCCCUCUGCCACAUGCUAAUGUCACUUCAGCCUCUCAAAGUCUGAGCAGUCAGGGGGUCCACGCAUCUUCAGGAUAAUGGCACCAGCAAAAAAGGGAAUCUUGGAGCGUCUUAACGCUGGAGAGAUUGUGAUUGGCGAUGGCGGCUUUGUGUUUGCCCUGGAGAAGAGAGGUUACGUGAAGGCCGGUCCCUGGACCCCUGAAGCUGCUGCAGAGUACCCUGAAGCAGUGCGACAGCUGCACAGGGAGUUCCUGAGGGCCGGAUCCAAUGUUAUGCAGACCUUCACCUUCUACGCCAGUGAUGACAAACUGGAGAACAGGGGCAACAAGCUCACCUUCACUGGCGCUCAGAUCAACGAGGCCGCCUGCAAUUUGGCCAGAGAGGUUGCCAAUGAGGGCGACGCUCUGGUCGCCGGAGGAGUGUGCCAGACUCCAUCCUACCUCAGCUGCAAAAGCGAGACAGAGGUGAAGGCCAUCUUCAAGAAACAGCUGGAUGUGUUCAUCAAGAAAAACGUGGACUUCCUGAUUGCUGAGUACUUUGAGCAUGUGGAGGAGGCCGUGUGGGCCGUGCAGGUGCUGAAGGAGACAGGGAAGCCGGUGGCCGCUUGUAUGUGUAUUGGACCAGAGGGAGACAUGCACGGUAUCUCACCAGCAGAGUGUGCUGUUAGACUGGUCAAAGCAGGUGCCCAGAUUGUGGGAAUCAACUGCCACUUUGACCCCAUGACCUGCGUGAAGGCUGUGAAGAUGAUGAAGGAGGGAGUGGAGAAGGCUGGGCUGAAGGCUCACUACAUGGUGCAGCCCCUGGCUUACCACACUCCUGACUGCAGCUGCCAGGGAUUCAUUGAUCUGCCAGAGUUCCCCUUUGGUCUGGAGCCCAGGAUUCUGACCCGAUGGGACAUGCACCAAUACGCCAGGGAGGCCUACAACGCCGGGAUCCGAUUCAUCGGUGGCUGCUGUGGGUUUGAGCCUUAUCACAUCAGGGCCGUGGCAGAGGAGCUUGCACCUGAGAGGGGCUUCCUUCCACCUGCAUCAGAGAAGCAUGGCAACUGGGGUGCUGGUCUGGAGAUGCACACCAAGCCAUGGGUCAGAGCAAGAGCCCGCCGUGACUACUGGGAGAACCUGAAGCCAGCCUCUGGUCGUCCGCUGUGUCCCUCCAUGUCCUCCCCCGAUGGCUGGGGUGUUACCAAGGGCCACGCUGAGCUCAUGCAGCAGAAAGAGGCCACUUCUCGGGACCAACUCAAACAGCUGUUCGACAGGUCAAAGACCCACUAAGACAGCUUGUCUCUGGUAGCAGACAUGAGUCAAGCAGCCUUGCCGUGGAGCUACUGACGCACAGUGGUGUGAACUAUCUGUAUGCAGUGCUGCACUGAAAAAAAGAAGAAAAAAAAAACAUAAAGAGGCAAACACUCACUUGAGACAGGCACUGUUUUAUGCUUCUGUUGGUUGUAAAACUGAGGCAACGGUGUCUCAAGUUAGGAGAUGGCCUGUGUUAACAUCGGGACCUUUUUGUUUUCCAUGACCCUGGACCAGUUUGUUUAAUAAAAUAAAAGCGAAUUAAACAUGAA
Molecule: messenger RNA, 1608 nt
Organism: Mugil cephalus (flathead mullet)
Lineage: Eukaryota; Metazoa; Chordata; Actinopteri; Mugiliformes; Mugilidae
Product: betaine--homocysteine S-methyltransferase 1
Exons: 8
Coding region: 122-1315 (397 amino acids)
Molecular function (GO): zinc ion binding; betaine-homocysteine S-methyltransferase activity
Source: RefSeq, a predicted model, not a curated record